CAAAAGUUUACAGAGGUUGUGUUUUAGACAUCUCAAAGAUGAUUUUAGGAUUUAUGUGCUGUCUGGGUCUACGGAGGGUAUUAAAUAUUGAUAAAAGAUUACAUGCAGAAGGAUCUACCUGUUACAGGCUACGUAUUGCAGACAGGUAUGCAGGCAAAAUAUCCAUGGCUAAUGCACAGGCGGGGGUAGAACCGUUAAGGGUGGAAAGCGAGACAUAUAUAAAGGUAGAAUGGUGAAAAAUUAACACAACAGUCGACAAUAUUUCACCAAGCUGGAAACUGGCCCUUUGAAAGAUCCUCAUUUCGUAGGAAGCUUCGAACUAGUCAGCUAGAACAUAAAAUGAAUCAAUUAGUGCUGAUAUUAGCCUUAACUGGUGUGGUGCUUGGUGGAACAAUUGUUCAACCAUCCGAAAAUUUGAAACAACAGAAACGCGAAGUGGCAGUAACAUCGGCUACUUCUGGUGGAAACCAGUUACAGUCAUCCCAAUAUUAUUAUCCUACAUAUCCUGAAUAUACUGAGCCAGGAUAUGCAGUUCAAUCUGGAUACGAAGGAUACCUGGUGCCAGCAGUCCCGACGAAGGAUUCACAAAGCAGCAGAUGGACUUCGGUUAUAAUGUCGAACUUGAUCCCUAUUUCCAGGUUCGCCCUGAGUUAUGGGACCCGUGCUGGUUACUAUAUUCUUAAUUUAUUAUUGCUGCUCCUUGUCGGCGGUGCGUUCACCACGUCCAUCUGCACCUUCACACCCUUCUGUACUAUCACUUUCUUAGGACUAGGACUCAGUAAGAAUGAGGUUAGGGAACAGGUCAAGGAAUUGGCUAGGAAUUAUAUUACACCUGAGAGGGUCAGUUUGGCUACCUCCAUGGUAAAAAGGGCUAUUGACAAAUAUGCUGCUCUUCAGAGAACUCAGGAUACCGAGGAUGAGAAAAAAGAAGAAAAGAAGGAUACUUCCACUGAAAAGGAAUAGUAAUUAAUUUUCAUUACGGUGGUUCCUUGAAUAUGCAAAUAGACUAAACAUUAUUUUACAAUCGAUGAGGUUAGAUUUUAGAGAACAAAGAAACAUUUUUAUUUAAGUACACC
This is a messenger RNA of Cephus cinctus (wheat stem sawfly), 1076 nucleotides long. RefSeq lists its product as uncharacterized. The coding region runs from base 340 to 963 and encodes 207 amino acids. The record is from RefSeq and is a predicted model, not a curated record. The transcript has 4 exons. NCBI's taxonomy places the organism in Eukaryota, Metazoa, Arthropoda, Insecta, Hymenoptera, Cephidae.